Messenger RNA from Tetrapisispora phaffii CBS 4417, 1086 nucleotides. Its product is annotated as FAD-dependent oxidoreductase. The record is from RefSeq and is a predicted model, not a curated record. The coding region runs from base 1 to 1086 and encodes 361 amino acids. NCBI's taxonomy places the organism in Eukaryota, Fungi, Ascomycota, Saccharomycetes, Saccharomycetales, Saccharomycetaceae. The transcript has a single exon. Gene Ontology annotation, molecular function: FAD binding; D-amino-acid oxidase activity.
AUGUCAAAGGUUCUAGUUUUAGGGGCUGGAGUGUCAGGCUUGACUUCCGCUCUAUCUUUGAUUGAAACAUUUCCUGAUAGUAUCAAGGAGUUGACUAUAAUAUCUUCCGAAUUCCCAGGGGACUACCAUUCUCAUGACUUUGCAUCACCUUGGGCAGGUGCCAAUUGGUGUUCCUUUGCUAGCAAUUCUGACAAAUACCAAAUCAUUCGUGAUAAGUUCACUUAUUUAAAAUUCUUAGAGUUGUCAGAAAGGGAUCCAAGAACGCAAAUUAAGAAGUUCCCAGUUAAACAUAUUGCUAGCAAAGAGAAAGAGACACCAUGGUUCAUUAAGGAAAACUUCGUUAAAGAUCUCACAAAAAUCACACCAGAAGAACUAAGGGAAAGAAAUUUUGAUCCUGACAAGUUUGUAGGUUGGCAAUUUACGACUGUAUCUAUUUCACCAAAUUUGUACAAUAAUUUUUUAUUAUCUCAGUUGAAAACUCAUAAUGUUAUAACAAAGAGAAUACAGAGGAUUGAACAUAUUGAAGAAGUUAUUGAUAUUUUAGGUUAUACACCAGAUCUUGUGAUUAAUUGUUCUGGUAUUAAUGGCGGCAAGAUUUUGUCUGAACUAGAUCCAGAAGAGGCUGACAAAGUAUAUCCAGUAAAAGGUCAAAUACUUCAAAUUUAUGAAGAUUUACCUUUCCAAAUUAUGGGUGAUGACCUACCUACUGCUGACAUACCACUAGAAGAUGAAUUUUUAAACAUUUUCCCAAGACCAGAGGGAGGUUGUAUUGUAGGUGGUAUAAUGAGAGCAAAUGAUGGUUCCCGAAAUGAAAUAGAUGGAUUGUUUGACAAUAUCGAAAGAAUUGCUAAAAGACAUGUCCCUGAAUUACAAAAAUUUACUGUCUUUAAUAAGUAUGUUGCAAUCAGAAAUGCAAGAAAAGGUGGUGUUCGAAUUGAGUUUUCGAAUUAUGUAAUGAAAUCACAUAAAGGGAAUUUGAAUGUAGUCCAUAACUAUGGUAUCGGUGGCUCAGGGUAUCAGUCUUCCUUUGGCAGUGCAAAACAAGUAUGUGAACUUUCAACAGGGGUGCUAGGCAAGAAAACUUAA